AGUUAGUUUAUAAAGAGCGCUCAUGGGUUAAGAACACGUUUUACAUACAUUUUGUUUGGUCUGCAAUAACCAACGACAGCCAACAAACCAACAUAAAUCCGACUUACGGAAACGCCAACAAACCAAAAAACGUCUCAACUAAAAUGUGAACAAGUGAAUUUUCAAUUUUCCAAUCGGUGAAUUUUAUUUUUCAUCACUUGCCAUAACAUUAGAAAUUUGCACCAUUUGCAUUCAUAUUUCUUCGUACUCACCGUUCCUCAAGCAACAACAAAGAAAAAAAAAACAAAAUCAAGUCCAUUUUAUAAAAAAAAGUUCAGACAAGGUCAUAUCAUUUCCGGAUAACUAUUUUCCUUUCAAUUUUCGAAGAAAUCAUUUGGAUUCGUUUUUUUCCUCCAUUUCGGUGACUAAUUUUCAUUGUGAAUGACAUCAUUUAACGUAGACCACAAAGAAAAUUGCGUGAAUGUCGCAUUGGUGUCAAGAUUUUUUAUUUCUAUCAAAUUUGAUGUGAAAAUUUAUUGAAUUUUCCACAAAAUAGUAAUAAUACAUUGGUUUCAACAACGAUAAAAUUGAAAUUAAUAACUUCAUUCUCAAAAAAUCGAUUUCGGAUUGUUGGUAAACUCUGUCGCACUCUGUCACACAAUUUGGACAAUUGAAAGCAUAUUCAACGUGCUGCUGUCCGGUGUGUAUGUGCACAGUAUUGCGUGCAAAACGAUGUUGACAAACGAAAUGAAGGUAUAACAACGACAAGAAAAUUAAAAUAGCGCCAAAACAAAUAAUCACCAAAUUUUUUUUGGAUUCAAUACUCGAUUCGGUAUUUGAAAUUCAACAACAUUGUGUGUCUGUGUGUAUGGCCACAAUUUGUCUACCAAUCGCAAUUUGGCCGGCAAAAAGUGGUGCAGUGUAAUUCAUAUUUAUGAGUACAUUUACAGUUCAGAGCAACAGCGACCGCCUAACUGAACCAAAUCAAAUAAAAUGUAAACCAAAAUGUAAACUGGCUUUUGACUUGAAUUAUACCACAAAUCGAGAAGAUAGAUAAACAGAAGUCGCCAGUCAAAAGCUCACAAUCAAAUAACAUCAAAGCCAGAGGAAGAGAAACUGUUGGCCCCCAGGACACAUCCAUCGAUGGUUAAGAGGAACAGCAUAAAACAGAAAAUAUUCUAUCUGAAUGAAUCGACCGUAUUUUAUGGACAAAUACCAAAACCUUGUACAUCGCGAUCCACUAACAUUUCCAAACGAAUCACUAUUGCUGGCAGCCAACGCCAUCGCAACGUACAAUUCGUGUGCAUGCAAGCGCACAUUUUCUAACUUCUUCCCACACACACAAAAUCAAUCUAAUAUCACAUAAACAUUCAUUGGCGCACAUCCGAGCGACAUUUUAUUUUCAUCAAAAAUGGCAAAAACACAAGAUGUCAACGCAAUAACAACCACAUUAUCAACACCAACAUCACAAACAGCCAAACAAAUUGACAAUUCACCGGUUCCAACAAUUUUACUAAAUAUAAACGAACAAAAUAAUAACUCAAUCAACACAUUACCAACAUCGAAAAAAGACAUUCUACAAUGUUUGCCAGAAAUGUUCACUGAUAUCGAUUUGGCAAAUCAUAACAACUUAAACGAUUCAUAUAUCAGUGGUGAUUUGUACAAAUCGUAUAUCUUUGAUAAUGAAAACGAAAAGUUUUCCGACUUACCUCCUUCAUCGCACGGUUCAUUAAGUUCAAUCACGACGACGUCCAUUGCAUCAUCUGAGGAUCCGAAGGGUGGCGACCAUGUUGGCGGUGGUUUUGACGAGAAAGGAUUUGAUCGUAAGCCAUCAAAAGUCGUACAUCAGCCAAUUAAGCAAGAAGAAUGGUGGAAAACAACGCUACAGGUUUCAAUACCGUUUUUAAUUGCUGGCCUUGGGACGAUCGGAGCUGGUUUAAUACUGGGUCGAGUUGAGCAUUGGAAGGUGUUUGGAAAAAUUUCGGAGCUGUUUAUACUGGUGCCUGCGUUGUUGGGUUUGAAGGGCAAUCUGGAUAUGUGUCUCGCAUCACGUUUGUCAACGCAAGCCAAUUUGGGUCGGAUGUCUUCAAAAUCGGAUGUCAUUCACAUGGUUGUCGGCAAUAUUGCGUUGGUGCAAGUUCAAGCAACGGUCGCUUCCUUCAUCGUGUCUGUUUUUGCGAUUGGCGUCGGAAAUGCAACCCAUAAAGAGUUUGUUUGGUCGCACGCAAUGUUAUUGAUUUCGUCAAGUAUGUUUACGGCAACUAUAUCUUGUUUUGUAUUAGAUUUUGUUCUGGUGGCAGUGAUAUUGCUAUCGCACCAAUUCCAUAUGAAUCCAGAUAAUCUUGCAACACCUUUGGCCGCGUCGAUCGGUGACGUUGUUUCAUUGACGGUUUUGUCCUUCAUUGCAUCGACACUUUAUGAAAAUUUGGAUACACAUUUGUGGGUGGCAUAUGUUGUGAUUGGCAUUUAUUUGCUCCUAUUGCCUGUGUGGGUUACGGUGGUUCUGUACAACACUCACACCUGCAAGGUUUUGAAAAGUGGUUGGAUUCCCGUUUUGUCGGCUCUAUUUAUUAGCGGCAUGGGUGGUUUAGUACUUGACGCGACGGUGGAUAUUUUUAAAGGUUUUGUGGUCUUUCAACCAAUAAUUAAUGGCAUUGGAGGAAAUUUGGUCUCCGUGCAAGCAAGCAAAAUAUCAACCAUGCUACAUCAAAGCUCAAUUAUUGGCAUUGUACCACCGCAUACAACUAUUUGUGAACCACCACACAGAGCACUGAUCAAUGGCGUUCCAUAUGCGAGAUCGGCAAAAAUUUUGAUCUUAAUGUCAAUUCCGGGUCAAAUAGUAUUCAUUUUUGUGGCUGAUUACAUUCACGUUGGCCACAACACCAUUGGCUACACAUUUGUAUUAUCAUAUUUGUUUGUCAGCUUAUUGCAGAUCUGCACAUUACUAUACAUUGCUCAUGUUAUGAUCCAUGCCAUGUGGAAGUACAAAGUGGAUCCUGAUAAUUCGGCUAUCCCGUUCCUAACGGCACUCGGUGAUUUGUUCGGUUCAUGUUUGUUGGCCAUGGCGUUUGCGUUCAUGAUAUCGAUCGGACAGGCGUACAAUGCAUCUAGUGACCUAUCUGAAACUGUAACCACAGCGCCAGCAUGGGGAGAAUAGAAAGCCAAAUUGUUUUAUGUCAUGAUUUUGUAUUUUAAAAUGCUAUACUGCGUUAAACACUGUUUUGCAGACGUAAAAGAUGAUUUGUUUAAAAUUGGCCCAUUUUUCGAUAUUUAGAUUCAGUUUUGGUUGCGUUUCAAUAUGUCAAAUGUCAAUGGAACCACGCCAAAUUUAGUUCCUGAUUCACAACCAAAAUAAGGUUUGCCAAACAUUUGGUCAUUUGAUAUGGAAAACAACCCACCUAUUUUUCUCAUGAGAAACGUGACCAAUUAAACUGCUGCUGAUUUUUCGUCAUUUCAUCAAUUCAAAGAAACAAAAGACAAAAUAUGGAAUCGUUUCAAGCAUGAAAUCAAUUUGUAUGAGUACAGUUAUGUAGCUUAAUAGUGAUUAUAUAGAAUUUGAAACUCAACGAAAGCGAUUGCAAUCCAAUGAAUAUGAACAAUAUUCAGGUAAAUUAUACUUUUUUAAAAAAAAUGUUUUUAAUAUGGUCCCAGUUCCCAAUAUCAAUUUUAUUUAUAACCAUCAAUUCAACGCGAAAAAAAAACAGACACACAGUGAUUUUGAACAAUUUCCUUUCUAACUUUUGUAUUUUAUAAUAUCUUUUUUAUUGACUUCCAUAUUGUUUGUAUUUUAAACGAAGUUCACCUAUGCAAAUUGUUUGACAUUUCAUUAUUAUUAUUAUUGAAAAGAAUUGUGUAAUUAUUUCUCGAAAGAAUUGUUUUAAAAAAAAAAUUGUAUUUAUUCCACACCAUUUUAUUGUGUAACAUUCAGAAUUUUGCUUCGGAAUUGUGCAAUUACGUGUGAAAUUGAUUUAUUAUCGACAAUAAUAUCUAGCAGAAAACAACAAUAAAUUAAAAUAAAGACAGAAUUGGAACGAUGGCUUCUAAUUUCGGUCUGAAAAAAUGUCUAUGUUUUUCCAAAGAAACAAAAUUAAAUUUUGCAACAUUUAAAAUGACAAA
This is a messenger RNA of Contarinia nasturtii (swede midge), 4095 nucleotides long. RefSeq names its product solute carrier family 41 member 2. The coding region runs from base 1391 to 3136 and encodes 581 amino acids. The record is from RefSeq and is a predicted model, not a curated record. Gene Ontology annotation, molecular function: monoatomic cation transmembrane transporter activity. The transcript has 10 exons. Gene Ontology annotation, cellular component: plasma membrane. Gene Ontology annotation, biological process: monoatomic cation transport. Lineage: Eukaryota; Metazoa; Arthropoda; Insecta; Diptera; Cecidomyiidae.